CAACACCACGCGUUCCAUCACCAUCAAUCAAUCAAUCAGUCAGUCAGUCAGUUUGCGGCAUUGCGUGCUCAACAAUUCCAUCGCCCCCAAUGGCCGACCGGAGCAGGAGCGUACGCUCAUCGAGCCGCCAACGCGCCACGCCCCAACCAACGGCGGCGGUCAGAUCGCGCACGACGCGUAGCCAGAGCCGCGAUCUUGGCGACAAGCAGCAGAAGCAGCAUCCUGCUAGGCCUACUCGGAAGGGCACACGGGCUGCGAGUGUGGAAAGCACCGGCAGCGUUGAGAGCCAGGGCGGUCGCGCAACCCGGGCGUCGAGGAGAAAGGAGAAAAUUUUUGUGGGAGAUCUAUCCGUCGUCGAAGAGAAUGCACACGAUCCCGAUCUUCCCACUCCAACCGUCGAGGACAAUGUUGUUCACUCUAGCUUCCGAGAAGCUACUCCCGCAAAUCUCAGGUCCUAUGACGCUCAGCAAUCGCCGGGCGCUCAUUCCAGCAUUUCCACUGCCCAGACCGUCCAUGACCCCUCUGACCUUGAUCCCCUCCUCAUGGCCGAGUUCAUCGAGGACCUCUACCGGGACUCGGCCAAAGUCCUAUCCAUCAUAGCCCCCUCGAAGCCCGACCUGCUGGGCCUGAAAAAAGUCGUCUCGGAAAUCCGUAAGCCUGGCUCUAGGACUGGCAUCCAAUUGGAUCAGCGUGUUGAUCGCCUUGCCGCGACUCGCGAGAACUUUGGUGAUAGUGAGUACAUCAGCGUCCCCACCGCUUUGACAUCCUUUGCCGGUACUGCUUCUGUCGAUGAGUUGCCCGGUACCUUCCGCCGGCCAGACGCCAUCCUAUACAAGGCAAACAUUGCCCACAUGGCAAACCGUAUGAUCCAUAUGGAACGCGACAACAGCGAUACGUCCGCUUCCCUGAUCAGGAUGGAUAGCAGCUUCCCCCGCGACUUCCUUUCCAAUGUCUACGAAAACAAGGAAGAUAAGAUGCCACCUGCCGCUAGUGCCCUAGCGGAUGAGACGUUUAAAGUUGCGCUGGAAAUCCGCACUCAGUUGGCAAUCACAUUGCUCUCUGAAAACCUGAGCGAUCCCGACUUCGAUCCUGAGGCACAACUUGCUGAGGUUUUCUAUACAGCAAAGACUGACAGUGGUAUUAAAGUUCGUGGCUGGGAAGUUGAAGGUCUGAGAACGGACGAGCAUCAUUUGCCUAAAAUUCUUGAGGAUACGGUUCGGCUCAGAGUUCAAACUAUCCGAAAAGCGUUCCCAACGGAUAAGGAGGCUCUACAGAGGGGCGAAUAUGUCGAUGUGGAACAACUGGAGGCAGAGUUUCCUUGGGCUGAUUUCAUCGUCCUUGUCCUUGAUUGGGUGAGGACGCGAAAUGCGGAGCUCGACAACGAAAUUGAACACGAAGGCGGCCUCGAUGAGGUUUGUGAUGCUGUACGAACGACCGUCGACCCAUCUGCUACCCCGCACCUGGCCAAGAAGACUUCAUCUCCGAUAAAGGCUGUGGUGCAAACCGAAUCGCAGGCUGAGGCGAAAAAUGUUCCUCCUGAGGUCGUGGGCACCUUGAAGAAGCGGCUUGCCCGUAUAUCGGAUACCACUUCUAGGCCUGUGGCCGACAUUGAAAUAGUGCAACCACAAGAGGACCCGCAGGUGCUGCUUGACGACGACGAGGGCGAUGAUUCUAGAACCUUCGUCGAGCAAUCCCAAGGCGAACAACCGCCCCCCAGCUCAGAAUACACCACUGCCUGGGCGACUUUGAAAGAAAAAGAUAAACAGAACAAGGAGAAUGUGCCCGUAGUCACCGACCAAGGAACUGCAGCCAACCGCAAGUCUUUCAUUGACCCCCAGACCAAUGCUCAACGUGUUGAGUUUGAGGAUACCCCGCAGCCAGAGGGGGAUACCAUGCCCAAGGUCACAGGCAAGAGGCAGCGGGCCGAAUCAGAGUCCGAAUAUGAAGAUGAUGAUGAGGGGUUUGAGCUCGACACUCGUGCCCCUAACGAGGAGCGACGAAAGGCUGCACCCGUAUCCAAAAGGGUCCGCAUCGAUGAUGCUUCUCCUUCCUCAAUUCCUAACCCGAGUCAGGAUAAACAACGUACCCGCACCCCUUCAGUGGCUCCCGUAACUAACCACGAAAACUCUGAGCGCGAAGGAAAACAACCCGCAGGACAACUCACGAUAAUCAAUCGCUCAGCCCCGGCGCGAAAGCGCAGAGAAUGGACGCAAGAGGAAACCAAUGCGUUGUACGAGGGCAUGAAACGAUACGGAAACUUGACGCAGCCGUGGAAGGCGAUUAAAGAUGCGGACAAGAAUAUAAAUAUUCUGGCGAACAGGGACGUUGUUGCGCUCAAGGACAAGGCGAGAAACAUUUGCAAAACUUGUGAUAUGGGUAAGGAGCCUAGGCCGGAGGGGUUUGGAAGCCUGAAUCUGGGCGCGUUCUACGAAAAGCAGGUGAAAGCGUAUCGGCGUGCUCAUCGUCCUAGUGAAGAUGAGGAAUGAGGUUAAGCAACGCGAGUUUUCUUUUUUCUUCUUCGGCGUAGGUUUGGGCUGCGUGGUCUGUUCAUAAUUUCCUACCGUUGGGCUAUGGUGGUUAUCUACUUUAGCCGUAGGUUUGUAGCUUUAAAAGGACGCAAUUGUUCCUAGGGAGUUUGUUUUUUGGAGUGAGAGUUCCUGUUCAAGUUUGCUUUCGCUUCUUGUAUCGCUACGAGGAUGAAUGAUUUUUUCUUUGAUCAGGUCAUUCGGCUGGACUCGACGCCAGUGAUGAAGCCGCGAAUUUUGUUGUACCGUGUAAAGAUGGCCUUUCCACCUAUCAGAGGGCGGGAUGUUUCCAGCGUGGCGGCGGGUUCAGGCUUCCAUGGUUUGCAUGUCCCAGAGGACCUCCAAAGGUAGCUAAG
Molecule: messenger RNA, 2881 nt
Organism: Aplosporella prunicola CBS 121167
Lineage: Eukaryota; Fungi; Ascomycota; Dothideomycetes; Botryosphaeriales; Aplosporellaceae
Exons: 4
Coding region: 90-2486 (798 amino acids)
Source: RefSeq, a predicted model, not a curated record